Molecule: messenger RNA, 1203 nt
Organism: Aptenodytes forsteri (emperor penguin)
Lineage: Eukaryota; Metazoa; Chordata; Aves; Sphenisciformes; Spheniscidae
Gene: CDK15
Product: cyclin dependent kinase 15
Exons: 13
Biological process (GO): protein phosphorylation
Cellular component (GO): cytosol; cytoplasm; nucleus
Molecular function (GO): cyclin-dependent protein serine/threonine kinase activity; cyclin binding; ATP binding
Source: RefSeq, a predicted model, not a curated record
AUGCCCCAAGCAGGGGCCGACCGGCGCGGGAGCCAGCUGUGGGAGGCCGUUGGCGGGCUGUCAGAUGUAACCAGAGCACCCCUUCCUCUACCCUCGCUGCAGCCCCCGUGGCUCCACACCCUCCAGAGUUGGAGGUGCAGGACGCAGAGGCCUUGGAGUUACCCUGAUCCUUUCCAGGAGCAGGAUGUUGUGGAGAGGUUCAAAUGGAGACAAGGCAUCCCAUUUGGAGCUGCCACAUCCUAUGUACAUCUAGAGAAGCUGUGUGAAGGAUCCUGUGCAACUGUGUACAAGGGGAUCAGCAGGAUCAACGGCCAGUUGGUGGCGUUGAAAGUGACCAGGCUGGAGGCAGAGGAGGGAGUGCCCUUUACAGCCAUUCGGGAAGCUUCUCUUCUCAAGCGUUUGAAACAUGCCAACAUUGUACUGCUUCAUGCCAUUAUCCAGACCAAGGAGACACUAACAUUUGUCUUUGAGUACAUGCACACAGAUCUAGCACAGUACAUGGGCCAGCAUCCUGGAGGACUUCAUUCGUGCAAUGUUAUGCUCUUCAUGUUCCAGCUUUCGCGCGGCCUGGCUUACAUCCACCAACACCGCAUUCUUCAGCAUGAUCUGAAACCCCAGAAUGUGCUCAUCAGUUGCCUUGGUGAGCUCAAAUUAGGCAACUUUGGCCUUGCUGGUGCCAAGUCCAUCCCCAGACAGACAUACUCCUCUGAAGCGGUGACACUCUGGGACCGUCCUCCUGAUGCGUUGCUUGGAGCUACAGACUAUUCUUCUCAUCUAGAUAUCUGGAGUGCCGGCUGUAUAUUUGUUGAAAUGAUCCCGGGGCAGCCAAUAUUUGCAGGAACUUCUAGUACUCGUGAACAGCUGGCAAAGAUCUGGAUGGUAUUGGGGGUCCCAACUGAGGACACGUGGCCAGGACUUUCCAAGCUCCCCAGCUAUAACCUGGAACUGGUUGCUUCCAGGAGACCUCAGAGACUCCAAGUGAUCUGUGACAGGCUGAGCAGGGUGCCAGCAGUGGAGGAUUUGGUCUCCAGGAUGCUUACAGCCUUCCCUUAAGGCCAGAUCUCUGUGCAAGAUGCACUUCUUCACGGCUUCUUCAGCCCUCUGCCUCCUUAGCUCUAUCAGGUUCCUGCUGGACAAUCGGUGCUCACAGUUCCAGGAGUGAGACUGCAACCUGAAAUCUGUGACCUCUUUGCUUCUUACUGA